CGGAUAAGUUUUUAUUUCUUUUUUUAAUCUUUUUUCCAUUCUUUGGAUGAUGAUGGUGAAAGAGCGUGUCCGGUGGUACGGUGCCUGUCCCACCGAAGCACGGAUGGCUUUCCAUCACGCGAUUCACUACCAGUCUCUGGUUACGUUCCGUUCACAGGCCAAAGUUCAUCGUUUUACUUGCCACGAACUUUCCGAGCCAGCCCAGCCAACGGGACAAGAAGAUUUCCUCGUUUUAGUUAACUCGAGGCCAACUAAACGCCUCGGGAUCGCACUAUGCGAUCGGAACCCUAGCAAUGAACAACUACUCUCGUCGUUAUCGCCUCCCUUCCAACCCUGCCACGAACUUCACCAACACCGCACCCUCGACCAUUUUGUCAAGACCGCGAUUGCCGCUCAGAACUUACAUGAAACCGAAAAAUUCUUACAAUCUUGCUAGUCUUGAUCCCUCGGCUUUCUGUCGAUCGAAACGAUUCAAAUCCAGGAAAAUCAGUGGCUGCCAGAAGAUCGACGUCGUCAAGAAAAAAACUCCGGACUACACGGAAAAUGCGUACCGGGAAGCUGUUUCCAAACUCAAGUACUUGCUCGCCGAAACUUACGCACCGAGGCUGCUCACCGGGAAACCGUCCCGCGAUCGUGUGAUUUAUCGGCGAAGCAAUCUCCGAAUCAACGAAACACCCGAAGAUUCGGACGAUCGUAGCGUCAGCGAUUGUUCACGCGCCAAAGCUUUUCCCGGCAAUCAAUUCGAGGAUGACAACGCGUGUUCAACGACCGAAAAGAAUCGCCGGCUCGUCGCCACUUCUCAGAACUCCGUUGCAUAUCCUGCUCGUGAUAUCCAGUCUUCACCAUCCGAAUUGACCUCGUUCAUAGCACGACAGGAAGAAUAUAUCGAGCAGCUCGAACAAGAGUCACGAUACUGCAAGGAUGAGUUGAAAAAUUUGUUGGAAAAAAUUCGUGAGGUAGUUGCGGAGAACGAGGCCUUGCACGACAAGAACAAAGCUGGUUUGUUGAAGUCGUUUUUACGAGAAUACGAUUCGUUCGAGGAAAACAAAAAGCCAGAAACGGAAAAUCAAGGAACAUUGGAUAGCGGAUCGAAUUCAGGGAAAAAAGUGCGGAUUCAUCAGAGGCUGGAAGGUCCGAACAUCGUUUUCGAGUCGCGGAUAAGCGAGCUGGAGGCGCAAUUGACGCAGGCGAGAAUAGAAUUGAAAAAAGCUCGGGAAGACAAUGAAACGUAUUCGAAGAGACUCGCUGAGAAUAGUGGCAAUCAAGCGAGUCCAGAAUUUGUUGUGCAAUUGGAAAACGCUUUACGCGAGAAACACGAGUUGAGCGUUAAGCUCGACGAAGCCUUGAGGAGUCUUCAGGCUAUGCGCGAUCGUGAAAAUGAAUCGACACAGCGAGCCAAAAGAGCCACGAAUUUGGCGCAACAGUCGGAUUUCGACAAAUAUCAAGCUGACGCAGAGAUCCGACGCUUGAACGACGAGCUCGAUAGGCAGAGAGAAAAAUUGCGGGAAAUAGCCCAGGAAACCAGCAGACGCGUUGCCGAGGAACGGCAUCAAGUCGAACGGCGUUACAGCCAACAGGUCGAACAAUUAUCCGCCGAUGUUGCCUCUCACUGGGACGCCGCGAGCAAAUCUCAAAUGGAAACGGAAAAGCAGCGUCGCGAGUUGCUCGAUCUCAAGAGAGAUCUCGGCCAAAAGCAAAUGAUGAUCGAUGACUUGAAAAAAGAACUUCAGAAUAAAAUUGCAAAUUUGCAGAGCGAUCUCAAUCAAGCUAUUGCGGAAAAAGACGCCGCGGAUCAAGAAAUUGCAGCCGCUAAACUGACUGCUGAAAGAAGUGAAAGACACUUGCGUCAGGAACAAAGUCGUUGGCAGGCUGAAAUCAAUUCGUACAAGCAACGAUUGGAAAGAGCGGAUGCCGACAUCGUUCACUGCCGGCGGGAGAAUUUACGACUGUCCGAGCAAAUUGCUUCCCUCGAGAAAGAGGUGAAUAUGACUAAAUUGCUGAACCCACCGGAAUCCCAACCACCGGUAGGAACUCCAAGGCCGGAAGGAGAAAAGGAUUUAACGACAAUGAUAAUGGACAUUGAAACAAAACACGCUGCUACAGUGACUGGUCUAGAAGACGUUCUGAGCAAUCAGGCGAAGCUUGUCGCACGACUGACUGCCGAAUGCCAAUCUCUCACACAUCGUUUGGAAGCUAACGACCGCACUCACAAGGAAGAGAUGGCCAGCUUACAAAGCAACUUAGAGUAUCUCUCAACCAAAAUCCAUGAUACUUUAGAAAAUAAGAAAGAAGCUGAACAUGCUGCCAUCUUCGAUAGGGAAAACACACAGCACAAUAACGAGAAUAAUGCAAAAGAUCCACAAGUUCCAGGCCCGAACGAAUAUCCGGACUCGGAAUAUCCUCAAAUUUCGAAUGAUAAUUCGAACAAUACGCAAGUCGAAGGUUCGCAGAAUUACAUGGGCAACGAAGAAAAAUACGAAGCCCAAGAAUAUCCUGUUGAUAAUGAAAAUUAUUCUACCGAUUAUAAUGACCAAGGUUACGAUCAAUACGGUCAAUACGAUCCAUCCAUGUAUCCGGAAAAUUCGAACAACGAACCAACGGGCCAACAACCGGCUGAAGGAAAUCUUCCUUAUGAACAAAAUCAACAGCAGUACGAAGAUUACCCGACUGAAAGUUAUACCGAUAAUACUCAUCAACAGAUUUCUUCAGCUGAUAAUCAACAAGAGUAUGAACAAUCGUCGGUUCCUACUGAUUCGAAUAAUUCUCAAGGCUAGAGUCUCGUUUUAGUCCUCAUCUUGUUAAUCGUAUAUUUAAAAUAGGUAUCUUGAUGAUACAUCAUUUAAUAAUAAAUAAUGUAUAGUAUGUUAUGAAAACACAUUUGUGGUUAAUAAUAAAUGAUAAAUUAAGAAAUA
Messenger RNA from Venturia canescens, 2912 nucleotides. Its product is annotated as serologically defined colon cancer antigen 8 homolog. Bases 294 to 2774 code for a protein of 826 amino acids. Lineage: Eukaryota; Metazoa; Arthropoda; Insecta; Hymenoptera; Ichneumonidae. Gene Ontology annotation, biological process: tube formation; neuron migration; establishment of cell polarity. The record is from RefSeq and is a predicted model, not a curated record. Gene Ontology annotation, cellular component: centriole; centrosome. The transcript has 10 exons.